AUGUGCACUAGAGGCCAUUGGAGGCCUGCAGAAGAUGAGAAGCUUCGAGAGUUGGUGGAACGAUAUGGACCUCAUAAUUGGAACGCCAUAGCCGAAAAGCUCCAAGGAAGAUCAGGGAAAAGUUGUAGAUUGAGAUGGUUCAAUCAAUUGGAUCCAAGAAUUAACAGAAGUCCUUUCACGGAAGAGGAAGAAGAGCGACUACUCGCUUCUCACUGCAUUCAUGGGAAUAGAUGGGCAGUAAUUGCUAGGCUGUUUCCCGGCCGAACUGAUAAUGCCGUCAAGAACCAUUGGCAUGUCAUCAUGGCCCGGAGAUGCAGAGAAAGAUCAAGGCUCUGUGCCAAAAGAGCUGCUCAUCAAGCAUUACUUAUGAAAGCUCAGCCGAUUGAGUUUUAUGAUUUUCUCCAAGUAAAUGCCGAGUCUAACGGAAGUGAAGUGAUAGAUAAUGCAAGAAAAGAGGAUGAGGAGGUUGAUCAAGAAGCCAAGGGACAACAAAACAAAAGUGGUGUUCCGUUCAUUAACUUCUUAUCUGUUGGAAGCUCUAAUUGA
Morus notabilis is the source of this 546-nucleotide messenger RNA. Its product is annotated as transcription factor MYB54. The record is from RefSeq and is a predicted model, not a curated record. Lineage: Eukaryota; Viridiplantae; Streptophyta; Magnoliopsida; Rosales; Moraceae. Gene Ontology annotation, biological process: regulation of DNA-templated transcription. The transcript is spliced from 3 exons. The coding region runs from base 1 to 546 and encodes 181 amino acids. Gene Ontology annotation, molecular function: DNA-binding transcription factor activity, RNA polymerase II-specific; RNA polymerase II cis-regulatory region sequence-specific DNA binding. Gene Ontology annotation, cellular component: nucleus.